Messenger RNA from Penicillium salamii, 1074 nucleotides. The record is from the annotation of a GenBank genome assembly. NCBI's taxonomy places the organism in Eukaryota, Fungi, Ascomycota, Eurotiomycetes, Eurotiales, Aspergillaceae.
AUGGAUAGUACAAUCAACGUCUGGCCUUCUGAGCCAUACGAUGUCAUUUUGAAGAACAUCUCCAUUAUCCAGACAAUAGCCAUGUUCUCAAUCAGCGGUGCUGGUGCUCUGGAGGUGGUGGUGUCUAUCUUCGAGAGUUUCAAAAAAUAUCGCGGGCUAUAUUUCUGGAGCAUGCAAAUCGCCGCCUGGGGUAUCUUUGUGCAUGCCAUUACAUCCCAGGCUCGCUUGAUGGGCCAAGCUUCCAAUCUCGCCAUGAUAGUUCCCUUUGCGAUCAGCUGGAUAUGCAUGGUCACUGGACAAGCGAUGGUACUGUACUCUCGAUUGCACUUAGUCGUUAACGAUGUCCGGCACAUCCGAUGGGUACUAUGGAUGAUCAUAGUCAACUUCGUCAUUCUCCACGCCCCCAUGACAGGCCUGUUCUUCUGCAUCAACCUUGGGGGAACGGAAUGCAUUCUCCCGGCUCAGAUCUAUGACCGUCUCCAAAUCGUCGGGUUUGCGGUUCAGGACAUCGUCAUUUGCACCAUCUACAUACGCGAGGCACUUAAAGCGCUCAAACCUAUCUUUGCAAUCAGGGGUCGCUCAGGGAGAAGAGUCAUUCACUGGCUUCUCUUCGUCAAUGUUUGCGGAAUAAUCCUCGACUUCUUAACCAUCGUCGCCGAAUUCAGAUACCACAAUAUGACCGUGGGUUUCAAGGUGCUUGCCUACUGUAUCAAACUCAAGCUUGAAUUCUUUGCUUUGACUCAACUUCGGGAUUUGACGCGCAGAUAUCCUUGCACACUAUGUCAAGUACCGGAAGGGAAUGCCCGAGGGUCCAGCGAAGCCAACAUCUUCGAUAUCUACACCAAUACUCACCAAUCAGAAACUGUGCAGGUGGGAAAUUCGCCCAGCUUUGUGGGUACUAUUAGCCCGCCACCACCACAGUCGACACGCAGCAGCACAUAUGAUUUUCACGAGGUGCUGCGACAGACGGUGUCUACCGAAAAUUCGGCUCAGUUGCAGACCAAUACCAUCUCUCCCAUUCGAUCCGAUACUAGGUCUACAGUGGAGAUGACAUUACUGCAGAGCCCCCAAUAA